This is a messenger RNA of Trematosphaeria pertusa, 534 nucleotides long. RefSeq lists its product as uncharacterized. The record is from RefSeq and is a predicted model, not a curated record. The transcript has 2 exons. Lineage: Eukaryota; Fungi; Ascomycota; Dothideomycetes; Pleosporales; Trematosphaeriaceae. Bases 1 to 534 code for a protein of 177 amino acids.
AUGCAAAUCUCUACCAUCAUCAGCAUUCUCGGCGCGACUUCUGCCGUCUCCGGCCUCGCAGUCCCCCGCUCAGCUCCAGCCCCGGACGUUCACGAAAUCUCUACCCUUGGUUGCAAGAUCACGCUCGGUUACGGCUACGGCUGCAGCACCAAAGUCGCCGACCCCACCACUCCAUCCAAGCGCGGCGAAUACUUCCUUCCUGAAGCUCUCCGGAAGCGGGGCUGCAAUAUCACCCUGGGCUAUGGAUACUCGUGCCCCUGGGCAGUAGAAGGAGAGGAAGAACAGCCAGAGGCAGAAGGAAGCGCACCCACUACUCCCACCAAGCGCCACGAAGACUCUCUGCCGGAAGAUCUCCAGAAGCGUGGUUGCGAGAUAGUACUGGGUUACGGUUAUAAAUGCCCCUUCGACGUGGAGGUGCCGGAGCCCGAGGAGCCCGCUCCUGUCACUGCGGUGAAGCGCAGCGAUGAAGGAGCUCUUCAUAAACGGGCGUGGUGCAACAUCUCUCUUGGAUAUGGAUACGGAUGCAAUGCUUGA